AUGAGGUUCGAUCUGCUGGUCCCCGAGGACGUGAAGGAGUUCGUGUCGGAGCGCCUGGUCCCGGAGUAUGGGCCAAUGAUUGCUGGUGGGCUCUUUGGAGCAGGGUGGUGGUUCUGGGUCGACGCCGUCUGCAGCGUCGACAGCAAGAUCCCGUUCCCGCAGUGGCUACCGGGUUUCGCGGCCACCAUCGCCAUCGUGAUGAUCAACAUGAUGAGCCGCGACGAGUACGAGUACGACGAGGGGACCGAGUGCAGGGCCAAGUCGUGGCUGUUCAUCUCGUACAUCGUGUCCUUCGGCGCGGUGGUCAGCUCCGUCGUCGUGCUCAUCGAGGGCUACGCGAAGAACCCCGACGCCACCUCGUUGUGGCCCGGGGUGGCCGGCAUAUUCCAAACAGUGCUCAUUCUCGCCAGCGGGCUAGUGUUCUUCACCACGCGCGCCCGGUCCCGCGGUGACGCGCCAAUGUCGCUGUGA
Messenger RNA from Pedinophyceae sp. YPF-701, 471 nucleotides. The record is from the annotation of a GenBank genome assembly. Lineage: Eukaryota; Viridiplantae; Chlorophyta; Pedinophyceae.